UUCCCGUUCUCAGUCGAGUUGGGAACGUCGUCGCUAGUGAACGUGCUGCAGUUUUGCGGCCCGCGUGCGUUACAUAUCCUCAGAUAUACAGCAGAUAUAGAGGAGCGAGGAGUGUGAGUUGGCUUUUUGGGUCUUGCUGUGGGAAGAAGGGGUGGCGAGCAUAAUAACAUACCACCCUACGCCACCAUUCGCUCGUUCUUCGGUUCCAAUAUUCCGAUUGUCACGAUUCCUUUUCGGAACGGUGGCAGAAGAAGAAGUAGUACAAGGAUAGUGCUUGCCACAGUGACAGAGCCUGAGCCCUUUGAGAAAUGUUAGGCCAAGAAGAGCAUACGUAUAGGUGUUAUCUCUAGGAUUAGAAGCAAUCAGGCAGUCCAAGGAUAACGGUUCUGUGUAGGCUCGUAAGAGUAGUGACAUCCAUUUGAUCGUUUUGGUGGGGCUUGGGAAUGUGAAGAAGGGCAACAUACAUGGCACGAAAAACGAGCUGCCACCGUAGUCGUGAAUAAAGUGAUUAAAGAUUCAGAUGUUUGGAAGAGAGUGAAAUAAUUUCCAGUUUUAGUGGCGAGAGGGCAAAUAGUGAGCUAAGCAAGCAGGCUGCUUGUGCAAGGCGGGUGUGCGAAGUAGACGCAGGAAGAAAGGUGCAAGUGGAGAAGGAAGAAUAGUGAAGUUUAUCAGCCUACUAUGAAUACCUGGUUGUAAGGUGUAGAGAGGUGAAGAAGGUGCAAGUCGAGCGUGUAUUGCUGCAAGAAGAAGUUGCGAUAUCAGAAGCAUAAAUAUGUGGAAAGUUAGCAGAAUGGUACUACUUCUCGAUAGGAAUGUAGUCCUGGGCCAGGUGGCUAACUUGGUGGAAAAUUGAGUGAGAAGAACGGGUUCGGUAGUAAAGCAGGCGCCAGUCUGAGUGGGUGGGAUUCCACCGUGAAGACGCGACCAAACUUCUAAUGUUCGAGAUAUCGCUCGGAAAGUUCGGGCUAAUGGGUUGGGCUUUCGCAAUCUAUCUUGGCCAGGCAAGGAUGGGACUGAAGGGUCGGUUCUUCGGCGUCGAGUGAACUGCCUUCUCAUUCGGAGGAUAUUGAUUGCCUGCCGUGGAAGAAAUUAUCGGGCAAAAUUCCGCAGCGAAUCUGGCCUGGCACGGUGCCUCCGAUGUGCAGCUUGUAUGUUACAGUGUACCGAACGCGAGAAAGCAAAUCGAGAGCGAGAGUCAACUGAGUCUAAACGAAGACAGCAGCAGCGGCAGCAAAAAAAUCGAUAAAAACAAUUCGCUUCUCAUCAAAAAUACAUUUUCACACAAGGCGAGAGCAGAGGAAGAAGUGGCACCUUCCUUCGAGGGCGAGGGGUGUGUUUUUCCCAUACUCGCUCCUGGUUUCGGUCUUUGAAACGCCAUUCGCUUUCUGACUUUUUUCCAUCCUGCCUCCGGGCGAUUUUUACGGUAUUACGGCUGCUAGGCUGACAGCAUACCGAAGUCAGCGCAAGGAGCAAGAAGGACAGACACCAUCCAGCAGAGAGAGAGCAUAACUACGAGAUCCAAGCGCGAGAAGUUACACCAAAUUGGGAGCAAAACAUGGAUUUCCGGAUUACGUUGCUGCUAAUUAUCGGCACGGCGUACGCAGUGGAAGUCCAUUUCGAGACGCCAGACAGUGGCUUCUUCCUCAAGCAUUCCCCGCGCCAAAGUUCGGUGGCGGCGAACACGAACAAAGGGCGGCUAGGCUCCGAUUCCGUCUUAUCGAUAGACAGGUUCACGGUAGUUCAAACCAGUCAACCGGUGUCGAUUCGUGCCAGCUAUGGCCCGUUUUCCACCAAACAAACCGUCCCAGCGAGGUACAUCGUUCCGGAUGUUCUGGAGUCCUCGUCGGACUCCACGCAGAACACCACAGCAGCGUUGAUGGAUCUGCAGCAGUCGAAUCUACACCUGGACAUCUCGGCACAUCUCGUCAAGAAUAGCAUACCACGUGAUUCGCCUGUCCUAAGGGUACUCUUUCACGCCGGAGCAGACCCCGGUGGACACCUCCAGCGACAGAAGAUCUGCGUCCUACUGCAUGCGUCGAUAGGCAACAAGACACCCCUAAAAGGGCGUUGCAUGCCCGAAGGUGAAGAUGGAGUCUGCGUGGCCGAAGUAGUGAUCCCCUCGAACUGGUGGCCUCCUCUGCCACCGCCAGAAAAGGACGGACGUCCGGCAGCCAUCCAGAAGACACCGCAACGCUUGGUCCAGGUGUCGUACAGUGUGUUUGAACCACCGGCGAGAAGUCCGGAACUGUGCGAACCCAAGGUCCAGAUCCAACCGCUGACUCCGUUCGCCAAGGUGCCGCUGGUGCAAUCACUGAUGCCGUACAAGGAACUCCGCGCCGACGAAACGCUCACGAUGAUGGUCCCGCAGCAACCGCUGUAUCCGUUGUCGAAAAUCCACGUUCCGGUGUUCCUGCAUCCGGAACCGGGACAGAACGUUGCCGUGUUCAUUGUGAGGGCUCGCGUCAAGGCUGGCAUGCGAAUCCUGGGAGCCAGCGCUUCUUCGGAUGACUGGAACGUCUCGGUGGAGAAGGAAAACACCAAGCAUACCGUGGCGAGAGUGACGGCCUUCCGUAAGGAUCAGGACCCGGACAGCCCGGUCAACUCGUUCGAUGACACGAGCUCUAACAAAGUAAUGGAAGUAUUCUCCUGGCUGCUGGAAGUGGCGAACGAUACCAAAGAUCAUCACGACGGAGGGCGGAUAGUGUGGUCGGUGAGCUACGUGCACGACGGACCCAAGGUCAAGGAACUGUCAGCCGAAGCGUCCGGUGCUCCGCACGAGGAAGGCCGCAAGAAGAUCGUGGCCAAGCUGGAGAUCCAGAAGGACGACAUCCAGGCAGUGCUUCCGAUUGCGAAGAACUGGGAGCUGAUGAAUACGGCCGUCCUUACUGGCCGUCAGGUAUCGCAGGCCAUGAAGGUCUUCAUCGUUUCGCAAGCGGGGAAGGUUGCGGACGUCACAUUGCAAAGCUCCUGUCAAGCUGAAGAUGAAAGCGUCAUAAAGGUUUCCUCCUCGUGUAGUUCCGUCUACGUGGACGGUUCGGAAGCCCGUGGGUCAUCGAAUGCUUCGGUUCUGGUCAAGUACGGCACCUACUCCGGAUUGGCGAAGUUCACGGUGUGGAUGCCGGAGUUCCCGCUGGAGGUCUCCGUCGCUGAUUUCCGCCUGUCGCAGAUCAAGGGCUGGAAGAUUCCGGAGGAUCACAAUGUAAGUGCAAACGGAAAAAUGCGUCGCCGCAAGCGAGCGUACGGCUGGGGUCAUCACAAUGAAGAUUUCGUCAACGGAGUAUCUCCGGAGAGGAGCGUCUGCCGUGCUCGGUAUCAGCAAAGUCCGGUGGAGGUGUACGCUAGGUUCCUGGCCGUGGAUCAAGAUUCGGGACGAGUGAGUUACCUGAUUUCGCGGCGUACGGGUUUGAGGGUGACGGACCUGGUGCAACCGUUGCUUCGGGUGGCCGACCCGAAGAUUGCAACUCUGAGGGGUAGAACGCUGCAGGGAAGAGCCAUGGGCCGGACAGAUGUUCAGGUUCUUUCACCAAUAACUGGAAGAGUCAUUGGAGCACGGGAAGUGCGCGUCGGAAGCGAUAAGGUUAGCAUAACUCGACUUUUGGUGCGAGUUGUUUCCGGCCUGCAGCUAUCAAUCAGCAGCGAUAACGCCAUUGAGAAUGGAUACAUCGCGGAGACCUCGGUUACCCGGAAGCUAACUGCUCAGUACCAAGAGGGGCUACUAGAUAUCGAUUUGGAAUUUUCCGAUGGUUCGAGAACACCUUUGAGGGACAUUUCCGUAGACGAUUACUUCUUGCUGGUGGAAAGCCUGGACACCGAAGUAGUUGCCUUUGCGCCCAUGCUGGCCUCGCAUCACCCCCGAGUAAUAGCCGUCGGUGAGGGGAAUGGUGAUUUGCUGAGGGUGACGCUGUUGCUCUCCGAGGAGUGUCGACUGCGGCGGAAUAUUCCGGUAUCGAAGCAGGGCAUGAAAUCUUCGGUGGGACCACUGGUGAGCGCCCUUGCCUCGGUACAGGUGGACUUCAGCUCGUCGGACAUCGGCACCCGGCCGGACACGGUGCAGAACGACGGUAUAGCUGGCCGAGACCGCAAAUACCAAGGGCGCGAACUAAGUGGUAAACUGGAUGAUAUUUUGAUAGGUGUCGCGCUCAAGGACGACAACAGCCAGGAACCGGCCGCACUGCAACCUUCCCGGCAGCAUCGGGGAGGUAUCCCAGGGUACGUCAACGGCAAGAGCAUGGUCUACGCAGACGCCACCUCGCUGGAGAUUGGGAUGUACGUUUUGUUGGCGGCGUUCUGCUUGGCUAUUGGAGUGUUCGUCAUUUCUUGUGUUGUGUACGCUUCCAAGUUCCGACCGGUCACGAUCGACGUUACGGGAGAGGCCAGCGUCCGGGACGGAAUGGGAAAUGCUUCGGUGCUGGGUGGCAAGGGCACGGAGUCUACGACGAAUGCACACGAUUGGGUGUGGCUGGGAAGGGCCACGAUGGAUCGGUCGACUAAUGGGCAGGAAAUGAGUGGAAAUCAGAGAGAUUCACGAAUGCACAUAAUCAACAAUCCAAUGAGCUCAAAGUAUGGAGACGCCGAGGAAAGUAUCGUCCAGGUCAACAGCUUCGACAACCCGAAUCACAUCCAGCUGCCAUCCGGUGCUGGUGGAGAGGGACAAAUCGGUGUCGUGAAUUCCUGUACCUACAACAAGCGCGAUCGCAGAAGUCGAAUAGUAAAUGAAGACGAGAAGGCUCCUCCACUUCCACCACAUGGAAUUCCAAUUAUAGAUGGAGUCGACUAUCGUCCACCAGUUCCUCCACACAGGAACAUGGGAGUGACGGCCAACGUAGCAAACAGGUCACAAGAACCGAUCAUCCAGAUGCGCAACCCGAGGCCCAGACUUCAUCCCCGCUUCAUCCGCAACAGCAGCUGCUCAACCACUAACCCAGCAUUUGAAGCACAACUCCACGGCAAUCAACCGCCCCGUAACUUGAACUUCACCCAGCAGCAAAUCAACGCAGCGCUGUUCAACAACAGUAUUCCUCAGUAUUCGGUGCAGCCGAUCGUUCGGCAGUCCACAAAAUCGCCACAUUCUUUCGAAAACAUGGGAUUCUCGGUAGUUCCUCAACAGCAACAACAACAGCAUCAGCAGCAGUUCCAUCAUCAUCCGCCGUCGGCGAUAGUGGCGCCAUCCGGUAGCAGAGCUCAAUCCGACGACCUGCACAUGGCCGAGCGCUUGGUGCAGCAGUGCGCCCAAAAGUCGGCAUUCAAGUUCGACACCAUCAACAAUCAGUCCAGUAGCGGCAGGAGUAAGGCAACGGUGGUUGCCAUCGGCAGCGGAAAUCCCGUGGCCGGAAGUAGUAUUAAAGAAGGCGCACCGACCACGGUGGAAACGACCGCGGAGAUUGCACCGUUGCCGGUCAGCGAGAAGCGACGCUCCCGAGGGGAAGAGUGCAGCAGUGGCGUCAAGACGCUGGAGUCCAGCUCGGACGAUAAUGGCGGCUUUGUGACGCCUCCCGAUGAGCAGCAGCAGCAGACGAACAAUCAGCAGUCCAAAAUACCGAAACCUCCGCUGCCACCGAAGCACAACAAGCCGACGGUCGUGGGCAAUCCCAUGUUCGCGAACACGCCGGACAGUGAGCUGGGCCCAGGGGAAAGCCUCGGAUUGGACGAUCUAGAUAUGGACUACGAACAGAUCAUGCACUAUUUUGACAAUUUGAAAGAAUCGAAUGCCUGAGUGCAGGAGAUCAUUGCAAAGAUUCGCGACAUUUUAUCUACGUUUCAGCAGCAGUACCGGAACGUGGCGAUAUCCCCCGCCAGCAGUCCGACGUGCAUCCCCGGCAUCAACGAUCCGAACUUUGAGCAUUUUUUCGAACACCUGAGUGAGUCGUACGCCUAAGCCCAGGAAUAAAUGCUUUAUCGUUUCAACCGUUGUUGUUCUACCUCCGUUAGUUUCCCGUUUCCGUUGGAGUAAUGCCCCCACCCCCCUGGUGGUUCUGUAUUAUAGAUUGAUCUCAUAAACUUUCUCCGUUACUUUACUAUUGCAAAACCGAAGCCAGCUGUUGUUGUGUCGGUGUUUGGCCAUUAUUUGAAUCGAGCGUCUUUGCAGUGAUCGCAGAAAAAUCGGAAAAUCAAUUUGAAAUGCUUGAAGAAGCAAAUGUAUUAAAGAAACAAAGCGUCUAGUUGAGAUUUGUAGGUAUAGGGAAAACAAGAAGAGUAAACGUACUUCCAUUCAUCAAAUGAGAAAUACAGUGUGUGUAUAGCGUCGUAUCCCAGAAUUAGAUGAAAGCGAGGAGUACAUGAGAGAACACAAUAACUGAUACCAGAAAUACUCGUCGUAUGAUCGUGGCGUAAUUGUAAGCAAAAUUUACUGAAAUUAUUAACAUAACUCUGGCUUAAUCGUAAAUUGUAAAGUUAUAGCUGAAAGCGCUAGUCACGCUCACCGACCUUUUCACUUCAAAUUUCGCGUGAAAACGGGGCAAUAGCUGUUUUUUGAUAAAGAACCACAUUCACACAGACACCUACACUUACACUGCGCAUACACUCACUCACCCACAUCAUCAACCACAGCCUACUACCAGCCAGCUUUGGGUGUUUUCUAGUAGGGCAGGCAACACUGCCUCAUUAGGCGCAGUCAUCCUCCGCGGAUCAGUCAGUCGGACCGAUUUCACAUGGUGGGACUAACUACAUAUUGUAUUAUAAUUUAUUUAAAAAAAACUGAAACUGUAAAUCAAAUUAACGUUCUAGUCAUUGGUUUAAACAAAUUUAAGAGCGAAAGUAAGCAGUAAACAAAUGAUAAUUAAUGCUAAAAGAGGUACAUAUAAACUUAUUAAACGAGAGGUAGUUAUCGAGGAACUAAGUUGAGUACACGGUGUACAGAAUGUAAACUCACACAUAACUUAUAUCUAUGUAUUAUGAUUGAAGCUUUAAAGGAUCGCGGUUUAUAUACAUGUAUAUCGGCUAAACUCAGGCCCCAGUUCUGCUGCAUCAAUUGGCAACUGUUUUUUGAGAGUUCGUUAAAGCAUUGAAAUUAUUACAAAAGAAGGAAAUCCGCUUGGUGUUAUAAUUGAACGGUGAGAAGGUAUGAAACAUAACGAUCCAUAUCACAUCAGAUUGAUAAGAUAUUAUUAUUAUUAUUAAAUUUGUGUAAAUAGGGUUCCCAGUGCAGUUGGGGUGGCGUGACACUUGAUUUUCCCUGCACUGAAAUAUCGGUGUGUCAUUAUUUUGAGAUUUCUCGAUUCUCUAUCGCUAAGCAACCUGUCUGCCAUAUUAGACCAGUAAACUUCGAUUGCAGUUGCGUGCCCCACCCCACCCCCACAAACGCAGAAGAAAUCUGUCACAUACACGGAAAAUGAUACCAAAAAUUAGCUUGUUAAGGACUCGUUAGGCUUAGGUCGUAGGAGGCAGAGAGAAAACAAAAGAGA
Messenger RNA from Aedes aegypti (yellow fever mosquito), 7400 nucleotides. RefSeq names its product transmembrane protein 132C (gene dtn). The transcript has 14 exons. Bases 1556 to 5713 code for a protein of 1385 amino acids. The record is from RefSeq and is a predicted model, not a curated record. Lineage: Eukaryota; Metazoa; Arthropoda; Insecta; Diptera; Culicidae.